UAAGGGGGCGUGGCUAAGCCUCCAGAGUGGGCGGAGCCACCUUCCCAGCUUGAGGAGGAACCCUUUCGCCUUCUGGAGAAGAUUGUCCUUUGGUGCGACCCGUAGCGCUCACGUGGUUCCACCUGGGCUCAGGUGAGGGCGGGGCCUGAGACGCCGUUCACCUGGCUGGGCAGAUUUUAAGCUCCUAGGAAACAGGGACGUGCCUCUUUGGACCCAUGAAACUCUGUUCGGUGCCAGGGUUGUCUGUAAUGGAUGAAGCAGCUGUUUAGGGUCUCUCGUAACCCCCAAAGAAGGCAAAACAAAAGGAGUUCCAAGGGUGGCAAGUCAUGCUUGGAAGGAGACAAGGGCUUCACCAAAAUCUGAGUGACCACCACCAGCCCCACGAGGAUGUGGCUGUCUCUCCAAGGAUCGUCACGCCCAGGGCGAACAAUAUCAGCCUGGAGGUGUUCAGUGGCUCCACCCCGGAGCUCAAGCCGGCCCGGAAGACGCCGCGGGAUCGGAGAAACCGCAAAGCCGAUCCCAAAGACCCCAACGGGAGGGAAGGCGAGACCAUCACCUUCAUCUCAGGCCCGGCAGACCCUCCCCAGUCCGCCUGCUGCCCCAGCUUCUCCCAGGCCUGGAGCGCCUACAAAGCCAUCUUCUGCUGCAUCGUGACCUGCGGGGGCUGCUUCCGGGAUUGCAAGCCCAAAAUCCCCUACCCGUACAUCGAGACCUUGACGGAGGACGUCAAGGGCCAAGAGUGCAAUGGACGUUCGCCAACCAGCCCGACGAGCGGCUCCCCCGCCGAGAAGAACGGGAACCCGACCAAGAAGAGCACCGUGGGCAGCAGUUUCAGCUACACGGAUAUCAAGCUGAAAGGGGUCCCGGUCUUUCCGAACCGGAGCCCCAGCUCCCACACCGACACGGAUUCCUGCUACAAGGAGCCUCUGCCGGAGAAGAUCUCCUGGCCCAGCCAGAAGCAGCAUCCGCCCAGCAGCCACCGCAGCUCCGAAGAACAUUACUCCUUCCACGAGUCGGACUUUGAGUUUGGGGAGCUGAACAGUUCCAUGUCCAGCCGGGAGAUCGACGUCCUGAUCUUCCGGAAGCUGACCGAGCUCUUCAGCGUCCACCAGAUCGACGAACUGGCCAAGUGCACCUCGGACACGGUCUUCCUGGAGAAGACCAACAAGAUCUCGGACCUCAUCAACAGCAUCACCCAGGACUAUCACCUGGACGAGCAGGAUGCCGAGUGCAGGCUGGUCCGCGGGAUCAUCCGCAUCAGCACCCGCAAGAGCCGGGUCCGGCCCCGCGUCUGUAUCCCCACCCUGCCCAGCCAAGAGGAGAACAGCACCCGGGGAAACCCGCCCGACAGCGGCAACGAGACCAUGGUGGCCUCCGUGCUCACCAGCGAAGAAGACUUGUCUGUGAAGAUAUCCGUAGAAACCACGGCAGAUGUGAAAGCCAGGUACAUGAGGCACGGGCCGUACAGCGUCACAGGAUCCCCACUGAGCAGAGGCUCUUCUUACCAAGACACAGAGACAGACUCUUCCGGAGCCCCGCUACUAAAAGCGUAUUGCUGAGAAAAGCGGACCUCGGGGCAGCAAAUCCGUUUUCUAAAUGGCAAACACGAUGCUUGUUGGCUUGCCCUUGAAAUCCAUUUGGCCUCCUUUUUAAUUUGAGUUUUAAAAGACCCUGGCAAAGCUGGUGACGCAGGUAUAGUAUAGAAGCAAAAGAGCAGGCAAGGAAACCACAUGUUAAUAGGAUUGCUGCAUUUCUUCAGGGCUGAUUCGGCUGCAAACAUGCCUUCUGUUGACCCCUUCGUGCCUUUUUUUGGGGAGCAACUUUCGUCUCGUCAUCCCGAAUGCCAAAGCCAGAAAACGUUUCCGUGCUCUUGCUAUGCAAGAUCUCACUUGGAUUCGUCUGUUUUGUGAUGCUUGGAGAUUUGCAGGACUUGUGUCCAUAGCUACACAUGUGGUGGUUGCCAUGCUUUGACCGAAAAGUGCCUGCUCAUUCUGACCUGCCCUGACAACAUGCAAUAAUAAUAAGAGACUUCAAGCAACGUGUUGUCAAAGCUACAUGACAUGAUCUGCAAAUGAACUGGCCAAGAUUUGAGUUUAUGUGGAUCGCUGGCUGGUUAUGUCGGAACCACAAAGUGCCAACCGUAGCUACACAUGUGGUGGAUGCCAUGCUUUGACCGAAAAGUGUCUGCUCAUUCUGACCUGCCUUGACAACAUGCAAUAACAACAGACUUCAAGCAAUGUGUUGUCAAAGCUACAUGACAUGAUCUGCAAAUGAACUGGCCAAGAUUUGAGUUCAUGUGGAUCGCUGACUGGUUAUGUCAGAACCACGAAGUGCCAACCGUAGCUACACAUGUGGUGGAUGCCAUGCUUUGACCGAAAAGUGUCUACUCAUUCUGACCUGCAUUGACAAUACGCAACAACAACAUACUUCAAGCAACGUAAUCUGGGACUACGUGUUGUCAAAACUACAUGACAUGAACUUCAAAUGAACUGGCCAAGAUUUGAGUUUAUGUGGUUCGCUGGCUAGUUAUAUUGGAACCACGAAGUGCCAACCGUAGCUACACAUGUGGUGGAUGCCAUGCUUUGACCGAAAAGUGCCGGCUCAUUCUGACCUGCCUUGACAACAUGCAAUAAUAAGAGACUUCAAGCAAUGUGUUGUCAAAGCUACAUGACAUGAUCUGCAAAUGAACUGGCCAAGAUUUGAGUUUAUGUGGAUCGCUGGCUGGUUAUGUCGGAACCACAAAGUGCCAACCAUAGCUACACAUGUGGAUGCCAUGCUUUGACCGAAAAGUGUCUGCUCAUUCUGACCUGCAUUGACAACAUGCAAUAACAACAGACUUCAAGCAAUGUGUUGUCGAAGCUACAUGACAUGAUCUGCAAAUGAACUGGCCAAGAUUUGAGUUUAUGUGGAUCGCUGGCUGGUUAUGCCGGAACGACAAAGUGCCAACCGUAGCUACACAUGUGGUGGAUGCCAUGCUUUGACCGAAAAGUGUCUGCUCAUUCUGACCUGCCUUGACAACAUGCAAUAACAACAGACUUCAAGCAACGUGUUGUCAAAGCUACAUGACAUGAUCUGCAAAUGAACUGGCCAAGAUUUGAGUUCAUGUGGAUCGCUGACUGGUUAUGUCAGAACCACGAAGUGCCAACCGUAGCUACACAUGUGGUGGAUGCCAUGCUUUGACCGAAAAGUGCCUGCUCAUUCUGACAUGCCUUGACAAUACGCAACAACAACAUACUUCAAGCAACGUAAUCUGGGACUACGUGUUGUCAAAACUACAUGACAUGAACUUCAAAUGAACUGGCCAAGAUUUGAGUUUAUGUGGUUCGCUGGCUAGUUAUAUUGGAACCACGAAGUGCCAACCGUAGCUACACAUGUUGUGGAUGCCAUGCUUUGACCGAAAAGUGCCGGCUCAUUCUGACCUGCCUUGACAACAUGCAAUAAUAAGAGACUUCAAGCAACGUGUUGUCAAAGCUACAUGACAUGAUCUGCAAAUGAACUGGCCAAGAUUUGAGUUUAUGUGGAUCGCUGGCUGGUUAUGUUGGAACCAUGAAGUGCCAACCGUAGCUACACAUGUGGAUGCCAUGCUUUGACCGAAAAGUGCCGGCUCAUUCUGACCUGCCUUGACAACAUGCAAUAAUAAGAGACUUCAAGCAACGUGUUGUCAAAGCUACAUGACAUGAUCUGCAAAUGAACUGGCCAAGAUUUGAGUUUAUGUGGAUCGCUGGCUGGUUAUGUUGGAACCAUGAAGUGCCAACCGUAGCUACACAUGUGGAUGCCAUGCUUUGACCGAAAAGUGCCGGCUCAUUCUGACCUGCCUUGACAACAUGCAAUAAUAAGAGACUUCAAGCAACCUGUUGUCAAAGCUACAUGACAUGAUUUGCAAAUGAACUGGCCAAGAUUUGAGUUUAUGUGGAUCACUGGCUGGUUAUGUCAGAACCACGAAGUGCCAACCGUAGCUACACAUGUGGUGGAUGCCAUGCUUUUACUGAAAAGUGCCUGCUCAUUCUUACUUGCCUUGACAACAUGCAAUAGCAAGAGAAUUCAAGCAACGUAAUCUGGGACCACGUGUUGCCAAAACUACAUGACAAGAGCUGCAAAUGAACUGGCCAAGAUUUGAGUUUAUGUGGAUCGCUGGCUGGUUAUGUUGGAACCACAAAAUGCCAACCGUCAUCCAGAGUCAGAAAUCAAGGUUGGAGUGAAGCAAAUUGUUCUUCAAUCAUCCUGUUGAAAACAAUGAGGCUGAAACAGGACAAAUAGGUUGCGAGUCCCAGUCGAAUGCCAUGGGAUGCUGUUUCAAACGCAGUUGUCAGUUCCGCUUUUCUAAUCUUAUCCUUCCCAUCCUUCCCAGAGUUUAAUUCUUGGCCAGUAAGAUAAGAAGCUGAUUUACAGCCGGGCAAAUCCGUAGUUUUCAUUGUAAUCCAUGCCAUUGAGAAACCCUCUCUGAUAAGUUUUGUCGAUUUCAGAGGACUUUGGGAGAGAUGAGUUGCAUAUCUAGAGGCAAGCUAGUUUCAGUCUAGUUUAUCUCCUCUUGAAGGAACAAUAGGAGCUGUAUUUUAAGACAACGCUUUUAGGGAUCUUCCCCUGUUUGCAAGACUGAGAAGCAAGUUGAAAACAAUCUGAAACUGGUCUUAAGUUUGUACAGAUGUGGCGGAGAGUUCACAACAAGGUACAAUUUUCAUGAAAGCUGUGCUUUCAGCUUAAUGCUUCAGCUUUAUGUUGCUUAUAAGAGGAGCUAUGGUGUAAAUAGUUAGUUUCUGCAACUGGUGUGGGUAGUUUCGCCAAAUUUUUGGUGUUUCCAAAACAGUCUAUCACAGGCAUGGGCAAACUUGGUCCGUCCGGGUGUUUUGGACUUCAACUCCCACAAUUCCUAACAGCCUACCGGCUGUUAGGAAUUGUGGGAGUUGAAGUCCAAAACACCCGGACGGACCAAGUUUGCCCAUGCCUGGUCUAUAGAGUUGUAUCUGCCAGUAAAUAUUUUCCUCUUUUGCUUUGGUUGAAGAGCAGAACUGCUUAUGCUUAAGGUUAAAAAGAACCCCAAAAUGUACAUAUUGUAGAUAUAAUCAUGCAAAGUAAAGUUUAAUAUUAGGUUA
Anolis carolinensis (green anole) is the source of this 5090-nucleotide messenger RNA. It is a transcript of the gene kdf1, whose product is annotated as keratinocyte differentiation factor 1. The record is from RefSeq and is a predicted model, not a curated record. Bases 327 to 1559 code for a protein of 410 amino acids. Gene Ontology annotation, biological process: regulation of epidermal cell division; keratinocyte development. Lineage: Eukaryota; Metazoa; Chordata; Lepidosauria; Squamata; Anolidae. The transcript is spliced from 6 exons. Gene Ontology annotation, cellular component: cell junction.